Erinaceus europaeus (western European hedgehog) is the source of this 2094-nucleotide messenger RNA. RefSeq names its product PDZ domain containing 1 (gene PDZK1). Lineage: Eukaryota; Metazoa; Chordata; Mammalia; Eulipotyphla; Erinaceidae. The transcript is spliced from 9 exons. Bases 182 to 1741 code for a protein of 519 amino acids. The record is from RefSeq and is a predicted model, not a curated record. Gene Ontology annotation, cellular component: apical plasma membrane. Gene Ontology annotation, molecular function: signaling receptor binding; protein-membrane adaptor activity. Gene Ontology annotation, biological process: protein localization to plasma membrane.
CAACCAGCAGGCAGGAGACAGGCCAGAGGUCACUGUAACACAGACCGCACAUCCCUGUUAAAUACAUCAGCUUUUAAUCAGUCCUUGUUCAAAGUCCAGCGAGUUCGGAGACCAGAACUCAACAGCAGAGAGAGUUCCUGAGCGAGUGAGCAGCCCGUGGCUCUCUGCCUCCAGACCAGAAAUGGCUUCCACUUUCAACCCUCGAGAAUGUAACCUGUCUAAGCAAGAAGGGCAGAGUUAUGGCUUUUUCCUGAGAAUUGAGAAGGACACAGAUGGCCACCUGGUCCGGCUAGUUGAGAAGGGUAGCCCCGCUGAGAAGGGUGGCCUCCAGGAUGGAGACAGAGUUCUGAGGAUCAACGGUGUCUUUGUGGACAAGGAAGAGCAUAUGAAGGUUGCAGACCUGGUCAGAAAGAGCGGGAAUUCGGUGACUUUACUAGUUCUGGAUGGUGAUUCCUAUGAGAAUGCCAUAAAAAAGCAGGUAGACUUGGAAGAGUUGGGCCAAAGUCAAAAGGAGUCCAGUUUGAAUGAGAAGAAGCCACCCCCUGUGAUGAACGGGGCCGUGCAGACGUGGACCCAGCCGCGGCUCUGCUACCUGGUGAAGGAGGGCAGUAGCUAUGGCUUCUCUCUGAAAACUGUCCAGGGUAAAAAAGGGGUGUACAUGACAGAUAUUACACCGCAGGGUGUGGCUAUGAAAGCUGGUGUCCUGGAUGACGAUCAUGUGAUUGAAGUAAAUGGAGAGAAUGUAGAAGACGCCAGCCAUGAGCAAGUGGUUGAAAAGGUGAAGAAGUCAGGGAGCCGAAUCAUGUUCCUGCUGGUGGACAAAGACACUGAGAAGCGCAACAGUGAGCAGAAGAUACAAUUUAAAAGAGAAACAGCUAGUUUGAAGUUGCUGCCCCAUCAGCCCCGGAUUGUGGCGAUGAAGAAGGGAAGCAAUGGCUAUGGUUUCUACUUGCGGGCAGGCCCUGAACAGAAGGGUCAAAUCAUAAAGGACAUAGAUCCUGGAAGUCCAGCAGAGGAGGCUGACUUGAAGAACAACGAUCUGGUAGUUGCUGUCAAUGGUCAAUGUGUGGAAUCCCUCGAUCAUGACAGUGUGGUGGAGAUGAUUAGAAAGGGAGGAGAGGAGACUUCACUGUUGGUGGUAGACAAAGAGACGGACAACAUCUAUAAACUGGCUCGUUUUUCUCCAUUUCUCUAUUAUCAAAGUCAAGAACUGCCAAAUGGUUCUGUCAAGGAGGCUCCAGCUCUUAUUCCUGCUCCCCUGGAGGCCUCAAGUCCAGACACUACAGAGGAAGUAGGCGAUCAUAAGCCUAAACUCUGCAGGCUGGUAAAAGGUGAAAAUGGCUACGGCUUUCACUUAAAUGCAAUCCGGGGUCAGCCAGGCUCAUUCGUCAAAGAGGUACAGAAGGGUGGUCCUGCCGACCUGGCGGGGCUGGAGGAUGAAGACACUGUCAUUGAAGUGAAUGGGGCAAACAUGCAGGAUGAGCCCUAUGAGAAGGUGGUGGACAGAAUCCAGAGCAGCGGAAAGACUGUCACACUCUUAGUCUGUGGAAAGAAGACCUAUGAUUAUUUCCAGGCUAAGAAAAUCCCUAUUGUUUCCUCCAUGGCUGAUCCACUGCCUGCAUCCCCUGAUUCCAAAGAGGGAGCCCCAGGAAUGUCAGAUUAUGACUCCCAUGUGACAAAGCCACGAGCCAAUAGUACAGCCUCUCACUCUUCUUCCAGUUCUGAAGAUACAGAGAUGUGAUGAGAAGAAGUAACAGCUUUGGCUGUCUCUGGAUGUUUAACAGGAAUCCUUUCUCAAGGAAUGAUUUGCCACCCGCUUACUAUCUCUGUCAGAAGAGAAGUCCUCUGGAAAGCAGUUCAUCACAUGCAGUUGCUUGCCUGAGGGGUGACUACAGAUGGAUUAUUUAUGGUCAACUUAGGAAAAGCUAAGGUCUUUCUUAAGGAGCCAGAUUUUCAUGUGAUCUCAUUUGAGCUUCAACUCAACUAUCUUUCUCUGUAUAGUGAAUGGUAUCUUUGACUUCUACAGGCUCCCCGAGCACUGAAGAUAAUUAAUAAAUCUGUACAUGAGUUGUUAAAUAAAGUCUCUAAGAAUCA